AGGAAUUCUAGAAAGAGAAUGAAUCUAGAUAGAGAAGAGUUAGAUCGCCCUCAAAUUGCUGUGAAUACGACUGCAAAUCCACCUCUCUAUGCCACUCUUCAUUAUUAUUACAAAUAGGAAUAGCAUUUGCUUUCCAAAAUGGGAGUCCCUCUCAAAAUUUCUUGCAACCUCUACAAACUUUCUCAAUCCAAGUCUCCCCUGCCUUAAAAAUCACGUCUUUGAUUGACCCUAUAAAUCAAUUGGGAAAGGAAAAAAGAGAUUGAAAUACAAUAGAAGCUUCGACGCCUCAUUGCAUUACCACUUCUGAUCCAGUGCUUUUCGGGUGGAUUUGAGAUUAUCUGUUGAUUGGUUGGAUUGCCUUUAUCAAUGGGGGAAGCUCCAGCUUUCAUUUCUGAUGAUUUUUCAAAUGGUCUUCUCUUGAAAUCUAAGGGCUGCGAAACAAUCAUCAACAUGGGCUGCAAUAGAACAUUUGUCAUUGGUGCCAUGGGAAAUGGAUCUGAUUCCUCCAUUGGAGUUCGGAUUUUCGAGAAAUCCACCAGCGAAUGGGUGAUCCCAACUGUGUUUGGGACGAGACCUACGCUGUCAAAGGGUCACUCGGCUAUAGUUUUGGAUGAAGAUCGGAUUUUGGUCGUUAAGGGUAACUCGACCUCAGAUGAUUGCUUUUGGUUUCUUGAGGUUAACACUGUGUUUGUGAGAGAGCAGAGAGCUAGACUAGGUUGUGAAGUGGUUGCUUGGAGUAAAGGUGUGGUGGGCGAGGCUCGAAUACCCGUUGUCAUAAGUGGUCCUUCGGGGGUUGGUAAAGGCACCCUUAUUGCCAAACUGAUGGAGGACUUCCCAACGAUGUUCGGGUUCUCAGUGAGCCACACCACCCGAGCUCCAAGAAGCAACGAGCAGAAUGGCGUCCACUAUCAUUUCACUGAACGUGCUGUGAUGGAGAAAGAUAUACAGGAUGGCAAAUUCUUAGAGUUUGCAGCGGUUCACGGGAACCUCUAUGGGACGAGUGUAGAGUCGGUUGAGGUGGUUACCGACCAAGGAAAGAGAUGCAUUCUUGACAUUGAUGUUCAAGGGGCUAGAUCAGUAAGGGAUAGCUCUCUCGAGGCCAUAUUUAUCUUUAUCUGCCCUCCUUCGUUUGAGGAGCUUGAGAAACGCCUUCGUGCUAGGGGGACUGAGACAGAAGAGCAGAUCCAAAAACGUCUACGGAAUGCUAAGGCAGAGAUUGAUCAGGGAACCUCGCCCGGGCUCUUCGAUCAUACCUUAAUUAAUGAUGAUCUGGAGACGUGCUACGAGAAUCUCAAAAAAUUAUUAGGGCUCAGUGAUGGGAGUGCCAAAGCUACCAAUAUCUCAGCUCCAGAGAUGGUCCACGUGCCUGUGGAACACACCGUCUCAAAAAUCGACCAGAAGAUCCUCAUAAACUGCAAUACUUCGCACCAAGAGAAACCGGCUAGCAGCAUGUCUGUGCUGGAUUUAUCGUCAAUCAAGGGUGGCGCGCCUGGCAGGACAAGGGGUCUGAACUUCUACGCGGCUGGGCCAUCCACGACCGGCAGUAAUGGCUUCAAAGUGGAAAGCUAACAUCAACCUCUCUAUUCUAAAGAUAUUUCAUUUACCUUACUUUCAUCCACAAACUUACCUAGUAGUUUAAGGGCGUACGGCUUUAUAAACAAGCGUACGCAAAUAGCUAACAAACUAUUUUCACCCCCCGUGAUUUCAUGAUUCAUAUGUUGGAUUCUCGCGUGGAGAAACACGAAUAUUGAUUCCCCCUGUUGUUGGGAUAUGAUAGAAAAUUCGAACUUUCCUUCGA
Molecule: messenger RNA, 1798 nt
Organism: Salvia hispanica
Lineage: Eukaryota; Viridiplantae; Streptophyta; Magnoliopsida; Lamiales; Lamiaceae
Product: guanylate kinase 2-like
Biological process (GO): purine nucleotide metabolic process
Cellular component (GO): cytosol
Molecular function (GO): GMP kinase activity
Source: RefSeq, a predicted model, not a curated record